This is a messenger RNA of Leucoraja erinaceus (little skate), 3651 nucleotides long. Its product is annotated as cholesterol side-chain cleavage enzyme, mitochondrial-like. Gene Ontology annotation, biological process: cellular response to peptide hormone stimulus; C21-steroid hormone biosynthetic process; glucocorticoid biosynthetic process. The record is from RefSeq and is a predicted model, not a curated record. NCBI's taxonomy places the organism in Eukaryota, Metazoa, Chordata, Chondrichthyes, Rajiformes, Rajidae. Gene Ontology annotation, molecular function: iron ion binding; oxidoreductase activity, acting on paired donors, with incorporation or reduction of molecular oxygen; heme binding. Bases 449 to 2005 code for a protein of 518 amino acids. The transcript has 9 exons. Gene Ontology annotation, cellular component: mitochondrial inner membrane.
CAAACGAUGAUCGUGGGAUACGACUGUGGUGGACUGGGUGUCCUGUAUUUUAGCUGCCAAUAACAGUCGCAAAAAUACCCAUUUAAUGUUGAAGACAAGUCAAUAAAAUAAAAAUUGCCAAAAUGUAUUUGGUUUAAUGAAACUUUCCCUAGUUAGAGACUUCACAGCUUUUUCCCCAACGGAUUAAAUUGUGAGAUUAUGUUAUCCAACAUAAAGACGUCUGCAGAAGAUGGCACAAAUACUGCUUUUAUGAUAACAUGCAAUUAAAAGUGACUUGUAGCCUUUAACCCACUGGUAAUACGUCAUGGCCUUUCAGAAUAACAAAGAUUCAAAUUUUGUCUUCUAAUGACGUGACUGCUGCACAGUCCUUGAAAGUGUGAUAUAAAAACAGCAGUGAGAAAAAACAAUUCAAAUGUGAACGGCUGCAAGGCGAACUGCAAGUGUUACAAUGAUCAGAGGAUGUUUUCGAUUCUCCUUAAUUGCCAGUGCUUCUUGUCAAAGGGGUGCAUUUCCCUCCGUGGACCAUCACUUCACAGUGUCCCCUCGUAGGAAUCAUUCAGAAACAAGUGAAUCACGUACUUCUUUGGAACCAACUCUGAAAUCGUACGAUGAGUUACCGGGUAACUGGAAAAACAAUUGGUUCAAUGCAUUUACUUUCUGGAGGAACAGUGAUAUCAAAAAUACCCACAAUCUCAUGUUAAAUAACUUCAAUAAGUAUGGUCCAAUUUACAGGGAAAGGAUUGGAUAUUACAACAGUGUAAAUAUUAUUAAUCCUGAAGAUGCUGCCAUUUUGUUCAGAGCAGAGGGUAUAUUUCCAGAGAGGUUGAAAAUGAGAGCUUGGAUGGCUUACAGAGACUUCAGGAAAGAAAAAUACGGAGUUCUGUUAAAAAGUGGGGAAGAUUGGAAAAAAAAUCGACUUAUUUUAAAUAAAGCAUUGUUUACACCCCAGAUCACCCAAAGGUUUGUGCCUCUUCUCAAUGAAGUGGCACUGGAUUUUGUGUCCAUGACAUACAAAGAGAUCGAGAAAAGCAGAAGGGGUAAAUGGACAGUUGAUCUCUCAAACGAUCUCUUCAAAUUCGCACUCGAAUCCAUCUGCCACAUACUGUAUGGUGAACGCCUCGAUAUACUGCAGGGCCAUCAAAAUGAUGCAUCGCAAAGGUUCAUCAACUCGAUUUCCAUGAUGUUCAAAUCCACAACGCCAAUGCUCUAUAUUCCACCAGGUCUAUUGAAGUCAAUCAACUCAAAGGUCUGGCAGGAACACAUAGGUUCUUGGGACAUCAUUUUUGCUCACGCUAAUAACUGUAUCCAGAAAACAUACAGGCAAUUCCGAAAGGGACUCAAAGAUGAUAGAGCAUACCCUGGUGUCCUAGCUGAUCUUCUGCUGCAGGACAUGCUUCCUCUUGAAGACAUCAGAGCCAGCAUUACAGAGAUCAUGACAGGCGCAGUCGACACUACAUCCACAACUCUACUGUGGACUAUGUACGAGCUGGCCAAAAAUCCCCACAUUCAGGAGAAUCUACGCAGUGAGGUUGUGGAGGCCAACGAGAAAGCAGGAGGAGACUCCCUGCAGAUGCUGAAACUGUUGCCACUCCUCAGAGCCACGCUGAAGGAAACACUCAGGCUUCAUCCAGUGGCUAUAACACUCCAACGAUACAUAAGUGAAGACAUCGUGUUGCAAAAUUAUCACAUACCAUCCGGGACGUUGGUGCAGCUGGGGUUGUACGCGAUGGGAAGGAACGCGGAGGUAUUUAGCGAUCCUGGGCGAUAUAACCCCGAAAGAUGGCUGACGCCGGGCAAGACCAACUUCAGAAAUCUGAGCUUCGGGUUUGGACCCCGCCAAUGCAUCGGGCGACGAAUCGCAGAGAUGGAAAUGUUGAUCUUCCUGAUUCACAUGCUCCAGAACUUUAAAAUCGAAACAAGCCGGACGACUGAUGUGAAAGCUACCUUUGACCUCAUUCUUAUCCCUGACAAACCCAUCAUCCUUGCUUUAAAGCCCAUCAAGUGAAGAGGAAAGGGACAUGUUUUUGUAAAAAAGGUUUUCCUUUCAUUAUUCCAAAGGAGAUCACUCAGUUGGGACAACUGCUGAUUGACCAGAGAUAUACUGAUGUUAGAUCUGCACAUCUACUUCUUAGCAAUUUAAUGAUGUUUAAGUGGCUACAUACCGACGGGGUGCCACAAUUUUUGUUCAAUGGAGACAAGGAUGGGGAAGCACAAUGAACAAACCGUUUCACAGGGAAAUUAAUUUAUUUGCCCCCUCCCCCUCAAUCUGUCCACAAAAUCCUGUUUGAAUACUUUGCCUUAAUAUUGCCACUUGGUGCUCCAAGUGUCAUGAAAUUUUAAACCCAUUCUGUAUAAAUGGGAUCAAGAUUUUGUUGCACUCUCCCCAGAGCACAGGUUCUCACCAAUUGACACCACCAAGCUGGCAGCAAUCUGGCAAACCAGUUUACAUGGGUAGGAAAGAACUGUAGGUGCUGGAUAUACACCGAAGAUAGGCACAAAAUGCUGGAGUAAUUCAGCGGGACAGGCAGCAUCUUUGAAGAGAAGGAAUGGGUGACGUUUCGGGUCUGAAGAAGGGGGUCGACCUGAAACGUCACCCAUUCCUUCUCUCCAGAAAUGCUGCCUGUCCCGCUGAGAUAUUCCAGCAUUUUGUGUCCAAACAAGUUUAUAUAUUGCAUAUAAUAAAAUUUUAAAGAACUGGUUUAUUCCAAAGAUAGACAAAAAAAACUAGUUUUCUCCACCACUCACCCUACCACAAUCAUCUUGAAGGGUCCCGACCUAAAACAUCACCUAUCUAUUUUCUCCAGAGAUGCUGCUUGCUUGACCCGCUGUGUUACUCCAGCAUUUUGUGUCUAUUUUUUAUAUAUUGUAUAUGCUUCUUUUCAGUAGACGUCAAAUAUAUUUGCAGUAUUUUAAAAAUAAACACCAACAGAAACAUUUCCUGCAUAUUAUUAGUCUAGAUUUCAACGCCAAGUGUUUUAAUGAGUAGCAAGAACUGUUCUGUGGUGAAUUUUAAUUAUCGUUCAGUUAUCAGCAAAUGGACACAUUUUCGAGGUCCCAAUGCGGAGAGAUGAGUGAAAAUCCAGGCUCUCACAUCUCAAAGUGUGGAGGGUGAGUUCUUGUGACAAAGGAGCUAUGCUGUGAACAAGAUGUUAAACCAAGGCCAUUUUUGCUCUUUCAAAUUAAUAAAAGGAACACCACAACAUUGCCGGAAAUUAUUCCCCAUUCGACUGGUCAACCAAGCAAUUUCAGUCAACCUUGACCAUCUUAUUGUCAUAGGUAGACAAUAAUGCUGGAGAAACUCGGUGGGUGAGGCAGCAUCUAUGGAGCGAAGGAAAUAGGUAACGUUUCGGGUGGAGACCCUUCUUCAGACCAAAGAUCCCAUAGCGAGCAAGAUGGUCCACUCGAUGAAAAUGACCUAGUACGGUCAUGGGCAAUUUUCGGCCCCAUUUCCGUAACCGGCUUCCGUCUCCGCACCAAAGAUCCCGUAGCGGAGCAACGAUAACUAGUGCGGAGACGGAAGCCGGUUACGGAAACAUCCUCGUAAAAAUAAAAGUUCUUUGGGAAAAAUCUUCUCCUCAUUUUCAGAAUUUUAAUUUAUUAACACAAACUGUUCCCCCGCAACGUUGAUUACACUGCGAGUCGGGUCGGGUU